AUCAGUUUAACUAGAACUUUGAACCUUAAAACUUGGCAAACGGCAACAAUACGCAUAAAACGGAAACGAAAAAAAAUAUAUAAAAAAUUAAAUAAAAUAAAAUAUCAAAAAUUUUUGGUGAAACGGAAACAAAUUAUGUGUUACAAAAAAAUUUAAAUUUAGCAAAAAAUUUAAAACGUGAAAUCAAGUUUAAGAAAGUUGUUUAUUUAUGUGCUGGUGUGGGUGUCAAAAAAAGGAUAUUUGAAAACUUUUAAACACCAAUUAUGCAACAAAAGCACUUUAAAUGAAGACAGUGCAAUAAAAUUCAAUUAAAAAUUUAAUAAUUUACGCGUGUCUUGUACAUCAGCAAUGCAGCAAUAUUUAACAGCAACAUUAUUUAAAAUAAAAACCCAUCAACUAUUUUAUUGCCAAUUAGUAAAAUACUUAUUGACACUGGUCCAAUAAUUAAACAACGAAUAUUAAAAAAUAAAAAGGAGAAUUAAAUAUAAAAUCAUUGUAAAACAAGUGGUUGUACGUGUUUACACGUUUUUGUUCCUGGCUGCUCUGGCCAACAGAUUUUACACACACACUGACAAAUUGAUGGCUGACAAUUAAAAGCUUGACAAUUGAAUUUCAGAAUUUUAUUUUUCCCAGAAAAUUGCCAUUAAUUGCAGUUUGCAUUUGUAGUAAAAGUGCCUGUCGUCCUGUUUUGUCCUGUUCUGUCCGGUCUGUGUGUGUGUGUGUGAGGAACAUUUUAUUAUCAACGAAAUUCAUUUUAUACCGUCAAGUUGGAAGGAAAAAAACUUUUUACAGCAGUUAAUCAUUUUUUCACUGGUUCAACAUUUGCCAGGGAAAUUCGACAGCUAAUGACACGAACUACAUCCGUAAGUGUCGAUGACACUGCAGACGUAUUCUCAAACGUUGAUCAGAUAACUGGCAGUAACGAUGAUGCACAAACAGAUAUAUCACAUGCCAUUUCGGCGGCAGACAAUGAGCAAAGUACAUCGAUAGCGGCGUUACCCUCAGUAGAUCGUAUUUUGACAAAAACGCAAACAACAGCGCGACGGCGUUCGCCCAGACAACGCAAAAAACCCCAUUUACAUGAUAGUGGUGAAGAUGAGCGAACAAUAGCUGAUAUAACAACUAAAUCGAAUAAACGUCAUAAAGAUAGCAACUCUAAAACAGAAAUCAAUAGUCAACGAAGUCGUCGACCAAGAAAUCAACGAAAACAGAGAUAUACUUCUGAUCCAGAUACGGAUUCAUCAUGUGAUUUUACCACCACUAUUGCAGGACAACAACGUCAGAAUUAUUCAAAUGUCGUAACAAAUACUCGUGUCGCGUGUAUCAGAGAUUUCGCCGAGGAAAUCGUUUAUGAGGACAAUGGCAAUGAAGAGAAAGACUACUCUAGUGAUCGUGAUACAAAGCGAGGUGAUGGCGAAGAUGAAGAUGAGGAAUACGAUGAAGAGGACUAUGAUGAUGAAGAAGAGGAUGAUGAUGAUAAUGAAAAUGAGGAUGAUAUGGAAGAGGAGGAUGAGAAUUAUUUUGGAGAGACACCAUUAAAGGAACGUAAACGAAGUAAUACUUCAAGUACGGAGGGUGGUAGUUUACGAUUUACGCGUGAGAAACGUGUCAAACGCAAAUCGAAAAUACGUCAAUUCUCAACACAACGAACGUAUUCAAAUGAUUCGAAUGAGGGAGGUAGUGGCCGAAUCAUAUCUAAGGGACAAAUGAGAGAGUUUCGAGAAGCCUUCCGUUUAUUCGAUAAAGAUGGCGACGGUUGCAUAACCAAAGAGGAACUGGGAACAGUAAUGAGAUCUUUAGGUCAAUUUGCUCGAGUUGAAGAACUACAAGAAAUGUUGCAGGAAAUCGAUGUUGAUGGCGAUGGCAAUGUUAGUUUCGAGGAAUUUGUUGACAUCUUGUCAAAUAUGGCGUAUGAAGAUAAAUCGGGUCUUUCAUCUGCCGAUCAGGAAGAACGAGAAUUACGAGACGCAUUUCGUGUAUUUGAUAAACAUAAUCGUGGUUAUAUUACUGCUUCAGAUUUAAGAGCCGUUCUACAGUGUUUGGGAGAGGAUCUUGACGAGGAGGAGAUUGAGGAUAUGAUUAAAGAAGUGGAUGUCGAUGGCGAUGGUCGUAUAGAUUUCUAUGAAUUUGUACAUGCUUUGGGAGAGCCAGAGGAUUCACAGGAAAACGACGAAGAAGAAGAAAACACUACAUCACCAUUGCCAACACCAAAAUCCAAUGUUUCCAUAACGUACGAAUAAAUUUUAAUAAAAAAGAAGAAGAAAAAAAAAUUAUUCAAUUUUAAGCAAAACAAAAAACAACAAAACUUUUCUUUUUUUUUGCAUAAUAAUUGUAAUUUUCUAGGAAAUAGCAUGAAU
Messenger RNA from Lucilia cuprina (Australian sheep blowfly), 2357 nucleotides. Its product is annotated as protein IFH1. NCBI's taxonomy places the organism in Eukaryota, Metazoa, Arthropoda, Insecta, Diptera, Calliphoridae. Gene Ontology annotation, molecular function: enzyme regulator activity; calcium ion binding. The transcript is spliced from 6 exons. The coding region runs from base 846 to 2240 and encodes 464 amino acids. The record is from RefSeq and is a predicted model, not a curated record.